Messenger RNA from Peromyscus eremicus (cactus mouse), 15988 nucleotides. It is a transcript of the gene Ubr4, whose product is annotated as ubiquitin protein ligase E3 component n-recognin 4. NCBI's taxonomy places the organism in Eukaryota, Metazoa, Chordata, Mammalia, Rodentia, Cricetidae. Gene Ontology annotation, molecular function: protein binding; zinc ion binding. Bases 50 to 15664 code for a protein of 5204 amino acids. The transcript has 107 exons. The record is from RefSeq and is a predicted model, not a curated record.
CUGGGCCGGUGGCAAGCCCCCGGAGGGAGCCGCAGUAGUACGACGGAAGAUGGCGACGAGCGGCGGCGACGAGGCGGCGGCAGCGGCUCCAGCGCCCGGAGCCCCGGCGACCGGGCAGGACACGACUCCGGGCUGGGAGGUGGCGGUGCGGCCCCUACUGUCCGCGUCCUACUCCGCCUUUGAGAUGAAGGAGUUGCCGCAGCUGGUGGCCUCAGUCAUCGAGAGUGAGUCGGAAAUCCUGCACCACGAGAAGCAGUAUGAACCGUUCUACUCAUCCUUUGUCGCACUGUCCACACAUUACAUCACCACGGUCUGUAGCCUCAUUCCCCGGAACCAGCUUCAGUCAGUGGCAGCGGCCUGUAAAGUCCUCAUUGAGUUUUCUCUCCUUCGUUUGGAGAACCCAGACGAGGCCUGUGCCGUGUCCCAGAAACACUUGAUUCUGCUGAUCAAAGGCCUGUGCACUGGCUGUAGCCGACUAGACAGAACGGAAAUUAUCACCUUUACAGCAAUGAUGAAAUCUGCCAAGCUUCCACAGACAGUGAAGACGCUUUCAGAUGUGGAAGACCAGAAAGAGCUGGCCUCGCCAGUAAGCCCCGAGCUAAGGCAGAAGGAGGUGCAGAUGAACUUCUUGAACCAGCUGACCUCAGUUUUUAAUCCUAGAACCGUACCAUCUCCUCCCAUUAGUCCACAGGCUCUGGUGGAAGGAGAAAAUGAUGAGCAGCCAUCCACAGAUCAGGCCUCUGCUGUCAAGACCAAGAACGUGUUCAUAGCUCAGAAUGUGGCUAGCCUUCAAGAGCUUGGUGGCUCCGAGAAGCUGCUCCGAGUGUGCCUGAACCUCCCUUAUUUCCUGCGCUACAUCAAUCGGUUCCAGGAUGCAGUGGUAGCCAAUUCUUUCUUCAUCAUGCCUGCAACAGUAGCUGAUGCCACUGCUGUUCGCAAUGGUUUUCACUCACUGGUGAUUGAUGUAACCAUGGCCUUGGAUACUCUUUCUCUACCUGUGUUGGAACCCCUCAAUCCUUCUCGUCUACAAGACGUGACAGUCCUCAGCCUUAGCUGUCUAUAUGCAGGUGUGAGUGUAGCCACCUGCAUGGCCAUUCUUCAUGUGGGUAGUGCCCAGCAAGUGCGGACAGGGUCCACAAGCUCCAAAGAAGAUGACUAUGAAAGUGACGCAGCCACUAUUGUUCAGAAAUGUCUUGAGAUCUACGACAUGAUUGGACAGGCGAUCAGCAGCUCCCGCCGUGCUGGUGGUGAGCACUUCCAGAACUUCCAGCUGCUGGGUGCAUGGUGUCUACUGAAUAGCCUCUUCCUCAUACUGAAUCUCAGUCCCACAGCCCUGGCUGACAAGGGGAAAGAGAAGGACCCGUUGGCUGCCCUCCGAGUCAGAGACAUCCUUUCUCGUACGAAAGAGGGAGUAGGCUCUCCCAAACUGGGACCUGGCAAAGGGCAUCAGGGAUUUGGGGUGCUCUCGGUGAUCCUGGCAAACCAUGCCAUCAAGCUGCUGACGUCUCUGUUUCAAGACCUGCAGGUGGAGGCGCUCCACAAUGGCUGGGAGACAGAUGGUCCCCCUGCAGUCCUGAGUAUUAUGGCCCAGAGCACCUCCACACAAAGGAUUCAACGGCUGAUUGACUCUGUCCCGCUGACAAACCUGCUCUUGACUUUACUUUCAACUUCAUACAGAAAGGCAUGUGUCCUGCAGCGGCAGAGGAAGGGCUCCAUGAGCAGUGAUGCCAGCGCCUCCACCGACUCCAACACAUACUAUGAGGAUGACUUCAGUAGCACAGAGGAGGACAGCAGCCAAGAUGAUGACAGCGAGCCUAUUUUGGGGCAGUGGUUUGAGGAGACCAUCUCUCCCAGUAAAGAGAAAGCUGCACCUCCACCCCCUCCACCGCCCCCUCCCCUGGAGAGCUCUCCUCGGGUUAAAAGCCCCAGUAAACAGGCCUCUGGUGAGAAGGGCAACAUCUUGGCCAGUCGCAAAGAUCCUGAGUUGUUCUUAGGUCUGGCUUCCAACAUCCUGAACUUUAUCACAUCUUCCAUGCUGAACUCUCGGAACAAUUUCAUCCGGAACUAUCUGAGUGUGUCUCUUUCAGAGCACCAUAUGGCUACCCUGGCCAGCAUCAUUAAGGAGGUGGACAAAGAUGGACUCAAGGGGUCAUCAGAUGAGGACUUCGCUGCUGCUCUCUAUCACUUCAACCACUCCCUGGUAACUUCCGACCUACAGUCCCCGAACCUGCAGAACACACUGCUACAGCAGCUGGGAGUCGCCCCUUUCUCCGAGGGCCCUUGGCCCCUCUACAUUCACCCCCAAGGUCUCUCGGUGCUUUCCCGCCUCCUGCUUAUCUGGCAACAUAAAGCUGGAGCCCAAGGUGACCCUGACGUCCCAGAAUGCUUGAAAGUGUGGGACAGGUUUUUGUCUACAAUGAAGCAGAACGCACUGCAGGGGGUGGUGCCCAGUGAGACGGAGGACCUGAAUGUUGAGCACCUGCAGCUGCUGCUCCUCAUCUUCCACAGCUUCUCUGAGAAGGGCCGCCGGGCCAUCUUCACCAUGCUGGUGCAGAACAUCCAGGAGCUGAGUGUGAACAUGGAGGUGCAGAUGCGCUCCGUGCCGCUAACCCUGGCACGCCUCCUUUUGAUCUUCGACUACCUGCUUCAUCAGUACUCCAAAGCCCCCAUGUAUCUGUUUGAGCAGGUGCAGCACAACCUGCUGAGCCCCCCUUUCGGGUGGGCAAGUGGAUCCCAAGACAGCAGCCGCCGCCGGGCCAACACUCCUCUGUAUCAUGGGUUCAAGGAAGUAGAAGAAAACUGGUCCAAACAUUUUUCAUCAGAUGCAGCCCCACAACCCAGGUUCUACUGUGUCCUGUCCCCAGAGGCCUCUGAGGAGGAUUUGCACCGACUCGAUUCUAUGGCAUGUGAAGUUCUUUUCUCCAAGCUCGUCAAGUACGAUGAGCUUUACACCUCGCUGACAGGCCUGCUUGCAGCUGGUUCUCAGCUGGACACAGUCAGGAGGAAGGAAAAUAAGAACGGGACAGCCCUGGAGGCCUGCGCCCUGCAAUAUUACUUCUUGAUACUCUGGAGGAUCUUAGGAAUUUUGCCACCUUCAAAGACUUACAUGAACCAGCUGGCCAUGAACUUACCUGAGAUGAGUGAAUGUGACAUCUUACACACUCUGCGAUGGUCAUCCCGCCUCCGGAUCAGCUCCUAUGUCAACUGGAUAAAGGAUCAUCUUAUCAAACAGGGCAUGAAGCCCGAGCAUGCUGGCUCUCUCAUAGAACUGACCUCCACUAAGUGUAGCUCAGUAAAGUACGAUGUUGAGAUUGUAGAGGAGUACUUUGCCCGACAGAUCUCAUCAUUCUGCUCCAUCGACUGCACCACCGUCCUGCAGCUUCAUGAGAUCCCUAGUCUGCAGUCCAUCUACACCCUGGAUGCUGCUAUCUCAAAGGUCCAGGUCUCUCUGGAUGAGCACUUUUCUAAGAUGGCUGCGGAGACUGAUCCUCACAAGUCAUCUGAGAUCACCAAGAACCUCCUUCCAGCUACGCUGCAACUCAUUGACACCUAUGCCUCGUUCACUAGAGCCUAUUUGCUUCAGAACCUUAAUGAAGAGGGGUCCACCGAGAAGCCCUCCCAGGAGAAGCUGCAUGGCUUUGCAGCUGUCUUGGCUAUUGGCUCUAGCAGGUGCAAGGCAAACACGCUGGGUCCAACGCUGGUGCAGAAUUUACCGUCAUCAGUGCAGACUGUCUGUGAGUCCUGGAAUAAUAUCAACACCAAUGAGUUUCCCAACAUCGGAUCCUGGCGCAAUGCAUUUGCCAAUGACACCAUCCCAUCUGAGAGUUACAUCAGUGCUGUUCAGGCUGCUCACCUGGGGACUCUUUGUGGCCAGAGUCUGCCCUUGGCAGCUUCCCUGAAACAUACCCUCCUCUCCCUGGUCAGGUUGACUGGAGAUCUGAUUGUGUGGUCGGAUGAGAUGAACCCAGCACAGGUCAUCCGGACCCUGCUACCCCUUCUCUUGGAGUCGAGCACAGAGAGUGUUGCUGAGAUCAGCAGUAACUCCCUGGAGCGCAUCUUGGGACCUUCGGAGUCUGAUGAGUUCCUGGCUCGUGUGUAUGAGAAGCUGAUCACUGGGUGUUACAACAUUCUGGCCAACCAUGCAGAUCCCAACAGUGGGCUGGAUGAGUCCAUCCUGGAGGAAUGUUUGCAGUAUCUGGAAAAGCAGCUGGAGAGCAACCAGGCCCGGAAAGCCAUGGAGGAGUUCUUCUCUGAUGGUGGGGAACUUGUGCAGAUCAUGAUGGCCACAGCCAAUGAGGACCUCUCUGCUAAAUUCUGUAACCGAGUCUUGAAAUUCUUCACCAAACUCUUCCAGCUGACUGAGAAGAGCCCUAACCCAAGCCUCCUUCAUCUCUGCGGCUCUCUUGCCCAGCUGGCCUGCGUGGAGCCAGUGCGUCUGCAGGCCUGGCUCACCCGCAUGACAACAUCGCCCCCAAAGGACUCUGACCAGCUGGAGGUCAUUCAGGAGAACCGGCAGCUGCUGCAGUUGCUGACCACAUACAUCGUCCGGGAAAACAGCCAAGUUGGAGAAGGUGUGUGCGCUGUGCUUCUGGGCACCCUGACCCCCAUGGCAACAGAGAUGCUGGCAAAUGGUGAUGGGACUGGCUUCCCCGAACUCAUGGUUGUGAUGGCCACUCUGGCCAGUGCCGGACAAGGCGCUGGCCACCUUCAGCUUCACAAUGCUGCUGUGGACUGGCUGGGCAGAUGCAAGAAAUACCUGUCACAGAAGAAUGUGGUUGAGAAACUGAAUGCCAAUGUAAUGCAUGGAAAGCAUGUGAUGGUCUUGGAGUGCACAUGUCAUAUUAUGUCUUACUUGGCUGAUGUCACAAAUGCCCUGAGCCAGAGUAAUGGCCAAGGACCAAGUCACCUCUCUGUGGAUGGGGAAGAACGUGCCAUUGAAGUGGAUUCAGACUGGGUAGAAGAGUUAGCAGUGGAGGAGGAAGACUCCCAGGCUGAGGACUCUGAUGAAGAUUCUCUUUGCAAUAAACUCUGCACCUUCACCAUCACCCAGAAGGAGUUUAUGAACCAGCACUGGUACCACUGUCAUACCUGUAAGAUGGUGGAUGGGGUGGGGGUGUGCACAGUAUGUGCGAAGGUGUGCCACAAGGAUCAUGAGAUUUCCUACGCCAAGUAUGGUUCUUUUUUCUGUGACUGUGGAGCCAAGGAAGAUGGCAGCUGCUUGGCACUGGUGAAACGAACUCCUAGCAGCGGCAUGAGCUCUACCAUGAAGGAGUCAGCAUUUCAGAGCGAACCAAGGGUUUCCGAGAGUUUGGUGCGCCAUGCCAGCACCUCACCUGCUGACAAGGCCAAGGUCACCAUCAGUGAUGGGAAGGUUACUGAGGAAGAGAAGCCCAAGAAGAGCAGCCUGUGCCGCACAGUUGAGGGGUGCCGUGAGGAGCUGCAGAAUCAGGCCAAUUUCUCCUUCGCUCCUCUCGUGUUAGACAUGCUCAAUUUCCUCAUGGAUGCCAUUCAGACCAACUUUCAGCAGGCUUCAGCUGUGGGGAGCAGCAGCCGAGCACAGCAGGCCCUCAGCGAACUCCAUACAGUGGACAAGGUUGUGGAGAUGACGGACCAGCUGAUGGUUCCUACCUUAGGCUCACAGGAAGGUGCCUUUGAGAAUGUGCGGAUGAAUUACAGUGGAGACCAGGGCCAGACUAUCCGGCAGCUCAUCAGUGCUCAUGUGCUCAGGCGGGUGGCUAUGUGUGUGCUCUCUUCCCCCCAUGGGCGCCGCCAGCAUUUGGCUGUCAGCCACGAGAAGGGCAAGAUCACAGUACUGCAGCUCUCAGCGCUCCUGAAACAAGCGGAUUCCAGCAAGAGAAAGUUGACUCUGACCCGCUUGGCUUCUGCCCCAGUUCCCUUCACAGUGCUGAGUCUUACUGGAAACCCCUGCAAGGAGGACUAUCUGGCAGUGUGUGGGCUGAAGGACUGCCACGUGCUUACCUUCAGUAGCUCGGGCUCUGUUUCGGAUCACUUGGUGUUACAUCCCCAGUUGGCAACAGGGAACUUCAUCAUCAAAGCUGUGUGGUUACCUGGUUCACAGACUGAGCUGGCCAUUGUCACUGCAGACUUUGUCAAGAUUUACGACCUGUCUAUUGAUGCCUUGAGUCCAACCUUCUACUUUCUCCUGCCGAGCUCAAAGAUAAGAGAUGUUACCUUCCUUUUCAAUGAGGAAGGCAAGAACAUCAUUGUCAUCAUGUCCUCUGCUGGGUACAUGUACACACAGCUCAUGGAGGAGGCCAGCAGUGCCCAGCAGGGGCCCUUCUACGUCACUAAUGUCUUGGAAAUAACUCAUGAGGACCUGAAGGACAGUAACAGCCAGGUGGCAGGUGGUGGCGUGUCUGUCUACUAUUCGCACGUGUUGCAGAUGCUUUUCUUCAGCUACAGUCAGGGCAAGUCCUUUGCGGCCACUGUCAGCAGGAGCACUCUGGAGGUGUUGCAGCUCUUCCCCAUCAACAUCAAAAGCUCCAAUGGUGGCAGUAAGACCUCUCCUGCGCUCUGCCAGUGGUCUGAGGUGAUGAACCACCCUGGCUUGGUCUGUUGUGUCCAGCAAACUACGGGUGUGCCUCUGGUAGUCAUGGUGAAACCAGACACUUUCCUCAUCCAGGAGAUUAAAACUCUUCCCGCCAAAGCAAAGAUCCAAGACAUGGUGGCCAUUAGACACACCGCCUGCAAUGAGCAGCAGCGGACGACCAUGAUCCUGCUGUGUGAGGACGGCAGCCUGCGCAUUUACAUGGCCAAUGUGGAGAACACCUCUUACUGGCUCCAGCCUUCCCUGCAGCCCAGCAGCGUCAUCAGCAUCAUGAAGCCUGUGCGAAAGCGCAAAACGGCUACAAUCACAGCCCGCACAUCCAGCCAGGUGACCUUCCCCAUCGACUUUUUUGAACACAACCAGCAGCUGACGGAUGUAGAGUUUGGUGGUAAUGACCUCCUGCAAGUCUACAAUGCACAACAGAUAAAGCACAGACUGAACUCCACUGGCAUGUAUGUGGCUAACACCAAGCCUGGUGGCUUCACCAUUGAGAUUAGCAACAACAGCAGCACUAUGGUGAUGACAGGCAUGCGGAUCCAGAUUGGGACCCAGGCAAUUGAACGGGCUCCGUCAUACAUCGAGAUCUUUGGCAGAACCAUGCAGCUUAAUCUGAGCCGUUCUCGCUGGUUUGACUUCCCCUUCACCCGAGAGGAAGCCCUGCAGGCUGACAAGAAGCUGAACCUCUUCAUCGGUGCCUCGGUGGAUCCAGCAGGCGUCACCAUGAUAGAUGCUGUCAAAAUUUAUGGCAAGACUAAGGAGCAGUUUGGCUGGCCUGAUGAGCCCCCAGAAGAAUUCCCUUCUGCCUCUGUCAGCAACAUCUGUCCUUCCAACCUGAAUCAGAGUAAUGGUGCUGGGGAGAGUGACUCAGCUGCUCCAACUACGACCAGUGGCACUGUCCUGGAGAGUUCUGAAACUGAGUCCCUAACCAAGCUGGACCGGCUGGUUGUGAGUUCUUUGGAAGCCCUGGAAAGCUGCUUUGCUGUUGGCCCAAUCAUCGAGAAGGAGAGAAACAAGCAUGCAGCCCAGGAGCUGGCCACUCUGCUGCUCUCCCUGCCAGCACCUGCCAGUGUCCAGCAGCAGUCAAAGAGUCUUCUGGCCAGCCUGCACACCAGCCGCUCGGCCUACCACAGCCACAAGGACCAGGCCUUGCUGAGCAAAGCUGUGCAGUGUCUCAACACAUCUAGCAAAGAAGGCAAGGACUUGGACCCUGAGGUGUUCCAGCGGCUAGUGAUCACAGCUCGCUCUAUUGCCAUCAUGCGUCCUAACAACCUUGUGCACUUUACGGAGUCAAAGCUGCCCCAGAUGGAAACAGAAGGAGCGGAUGAGGGGAAAGAGCCGCAGAAGCAGGUGGAAGGAGAUGGCUGUAGUUUCAUCACUCAGCUUGUGAACCACUUCUGGAAACUCCAUGCUUCUAAGCCCAAGAAUGCCUUCCUGGCCCCUGCCUGCCUGCCAGGCCUCACUCAUAUUGAAGCUACUGUUAAUGCACUGGUAGACAUUAUCCAUGGCUACUGUACCUGUGAGCUGGACUGUAUCAACACAGCAUCCAAGAUCUACAUGCAGAUGCUGCUGUGUCCUGACCCUGCUGUGAGCUUCUCCUGCAAACAAGCUCUAAUUCGAGUCCUAAGGCCCAGGAACAAGCGGAGACAUGUAACAUUGCCCUCCUCCCCUCGAAGCAACACUCCAAUGGGAGACAAGGAUGAUGACGAUGAUGAUGAUGCAGAUGAGAAAAUGCAGUCAUCAGGCAUCCCCGAUGGUGCUCACAUCCGUCAGGAAAGCCAGGAACAGAGUGAGGUGGACCAUGGAGAUUUUGAGAUGGUGUCUGAGUCGAUGGUCCUGGAAACAGCUGAAAAUGUCAACAAUGGCAACCCCUCUCCCCUGGAGGCCCUGCUGGCAGGUGCUGAGGGCUUUCCUCCCAUGCUGGACAUCCCACCUGAUGCAGAUGACGAGACCAUGGUUGAACUAGCCAUUGCCCUGAGCCUGCAGCAGGACCAGCAAGGCAGCAGCAGCAGUGCCCUGGGCCUGCAGAGCCUGGGACUGUCGGGCCAGGCACCCAGCUCUUCCUCUCUGGACGCAGGAACCCUCUCUGACACCACAGCAUCAGCUCCAGCCUCAGACGAUGAGGGCAGCACCGCGGCGACGGACGGCUCCACCCUGCGGACCUCGCCUGCCGACCAUGGCGGGAGUGUGGGCUCAGAGAGCGGGGGAAGUGCGGUGGACUCUGUGGCUGGCGAGCACAGUGUGUCUGGCCGGAGCAGUGCGUACGGUGAUACCACAGCUGAGGGGCACCCAGCUGGACCAGGGAGUGUCAGCUCAAGCACAGGUGCCAUCAGCACCACCACUGGGCACCAGGAGGGAGACGGCUCUGAGGGAGAAGGUGAAGGGGAAGCUGAAGGAGAUGUGCACACUAGCAACAGGCUACACAUGGUUCGUCUGAUGCUCUUGGAGAGAUUACUGCAGACACUACCCCAGUUACGAAACGUUGGAGGUGUCCGAGCUAUUCCAUACAUGCAGGUCAUUCUGAUGCUCACAACAGAUCUGGAUGGAGAAGAUGAGAAAGACAAGGGGGCCCUGGACAACCUGCUCUCCCAGCUCAUUGCCGAGCUUGGCAUGGACAAAAAGGAUGUCUCCAAGAAGAACGAGCGCAGUGCCUUGAAUGAAGUCCAUUUGGUCGUGAUGAGACUCCUGAGUGUCUUCAUGUCCCGCACCAAGUCCGGAUCCAAGUCUUCCAUCUGUGAGUCAUCUUCCCUCAUCUCCAGUGCUACUGCUGCAGCCCUGCUGAGCUCAGGGGCCGUGGACUAUUGUCUCCAUGUGCUCAAGUCUCUGCUGGAAUACUGGAAGAGCCAGCAGAAUGAUGAGGAGCCUGUGGCCACCAGCCAAUUGCUGAAACCACACACGACGUCAUCCCCGCCAGACAUGAGCCCAUUCUUUCUCCGCCAGUAUGUGAAGGGUCAUGCUGCUGACGUGUUUGAAGCCUAUACCCAGCUGCUUACAGAAAUGGUGCUGAGGCUUCCGUACCAAAUCAAAAAGAUCGCAGACACCAGCUCUCGAAUUCCUCCUCCUGUCUUUGAUCACUCCUGGUUCUACUUUCUCUCUGAGUACCUAAUGAUUCAGCAGACCCCUUUUGUGCGUCGCCAAGUCCGAAAACUUCUGCUCUUCAUCUGUGGAUCAAAGGAGAAGUACCGACAGCUCCGAGAUCUGCACACUCUGGACUCCCAUGUGCGUGGGAUCAAGAAGCUUCUGGAAGAGCAGGGCAUCUUCCUUCGGGCCAGUGUGGUUACAGCCAGUUCUGGUUCGGCUUUGCAGUAUGACACACUCAUCAGCCUGAUGGAGCAUCUGAAGGCCUGUGCAGAGAUUGCUGCCCAGCGAACCAUCAACUGGCAGAAGUUUUGCAUCAAAGAUGACUCUGUCCUGUACUUCCUCCUGCAAGUGAGUUUCCUGGUGGACGAGGGGGUGUCCCCCGUGCUGCUGCAGCUGCUCUCCUGUGCCCUGUGUGGCAGCAAAGUCCUCGCAGCCCUGGCGGCCUCCACGGGGUCCUCCAGUGUGGCUUCCUCCUCAACCCCUGCUGCAGCCAGUUCUGGACAAGCCACAACUCAGUCCAAAUCUUCCACCAAAAAGAGCAAGAAAGAAGAAAAGGAAAAAGAGAAAGAAGGGGAGAGCUCAGGCAGCCAGGAGGACCAGCUGUGCACAGCUUUGGUGAACCAGCUGAACAGAUUUGCAGACAAGGAGACUCUGAUCCAGUUUCUGCGCUGUUUCCUGUUGGAGUCCAACUCUUCCUCAGUGCGCUGGCAGGCCCACUGCCUGACCCUGCACAUCUACAGAAACUCCAACAAGGCUCAGCAGGAGCUCUUGCUAGAUCUCAUGUGGUCUAUCUGGCCGGAACUCCCAGCAUACGGUCGGAAGGCUGCCCAGUUUGUGGACCUACUGGGCUAUUUUUCCCUGAAAACUGCACAGACAGAGAAGAAGUUGAAGGAGUAUUCACAGAAGGCCGUGGAGAUUCUGAGGACUCAAAACCACAUUCUCACCAACCAUCCCAACUCAAACAUUUACAACACCUUGUCUGGGUUAGUGGAGUUUGACGGCUAUUACCUGGAGAGUGACCCCUGCCUGGUGUGUAAUAAUCCCGAGGUGCCGUUUUGUUAUAUCAAGCUGUCUUCCAUUAAAGUGGACACACGGUACACCACCACCCAGCAAGUUGUAAAGCUCAUUGGAAGUCACACCAUCAGCAAGGUGACAGUGAAAAUUGGGGACCUGAAGCGGACCAAGAUGGUGCGGACUAUCAACCUGUACUACAACAACCGAACUGUGCAGGCCAUCGUGGAGUUGAAAAACAAGCCAGCUCGCUGGCACAAAGCCAAGAAAGUUCAGCUGACACCUGGACAGACAGAAGUCAAGAUUGACCUGCCCCUGCCCAUUGUGGCCUCUAACCUGAUGAUCGAGUUUGCAGACUUCUACGAGAACUACCAGGCCUCCACAGAGACCCUUCAGUGUCCUCGCUGCAGUGCCUCCGUUCCCGCCAACCCAGGCGUCUGUGGCAAUUGUGGGGAGAAUGUAUACCAGUGUCACAAGUGCAGGUCCAUCAACUAUGAUGAAAAGGAUCCCUUCCUCUGCAAUGCUUGUGGCUUCUGUAAAUACGCCCGCUUUGACUUCAUGCUUUACGCCAAGCCUUGCUGCGCUGUGGAUCCCAUCGAGAACGAAGAAGAUCGAAAGAAGGCUGUUUCCAACAUCAACACACUUCUGGACAAAGCUGACCGUGUUUACCAUCAGCUCAUGGGACAUCGGCCACAGCUGGAGAACCUGCUCUGCAAAGUGAACGAAGCAGCUCCAGAAAAGCCACAGGAAGACUCCGGAACGGCAGGGGGCAUCAGCUCCACUUCAGCCAGUGUGAAUCGCUAUAUCCUGCAGCUGGCUCAGGAGUACUGUGGAGACUGCAAGAAUUCAUUUGAUGAGCUCUCCAAAAUCAUCCAGAAAGUUUUUGCUUCACGCAAAGAGCUGUUAGAAUAUGAUCUGCAGCAGAGAGAAGCAGCCACAAAGUCAUCCCGAACAUCCGUGCAGCCCACGUUCACUGCCAGCCAGUACCGUGCUUUGUCGGUCUUAGGCUGUGGCCACACCUCCUCUACCAAGUGCUAUGGUUGUGCCUCAGCUGUCACGGAGCACUGCAUCACACUCCUGAGGGCCCUGGCCACCAAUCCAGCUCUGAGACACAUCCUCGUCUCCCAGGGCCUCAUCCGAGAGCUCUUUGAUUACAACCUCCGCAGAGGGGCUGCAGCCAUUCGUGAGGAGGUUCGCCAGCUCAUGUGCCUCCUGACUAGAGACAACCCAGAGGCCACCCAGCAAAUGAAUGACCUGAUCAUUGGCAAAGUCUCCACAGCCCUGAAGGGCCACUGGGCCAAUCCUGACCUGGCAAGCAGCCUUCAGUAUGAGAUGCUGCUACUGACGGAUUCCAUUUCCAAGGAGGACAGCUGUUGGGAACUCCGCUUACGCUGUGCCCUCAGCCUUUUCCUCAUGGCUGUGAACAUCAAAACACCAGUGGUUGUUGAGAAUAUCACCCUCAUGUGCCUGCGGAUCUUACAGAAGCUGAUUAAACCACCUGCCCCAACCAGCAAAAAGAACAAGGAUGUCCCUGUCGAGGCCCUCACCACGGUAAAGCCAUACUGCAAUGAGAUCCAUGCCCAGGCACAGCUGUGGCUCAAGAGAGACCCCAAGGCAUCUUAUGAAGCCUGGAAAAAGUGUCUGCCUAUCCGAGGGGUAGAUAGCAACGGGAAGUCCCCCAGCAAGUCAGAGCUCCACCGACUCUAUUUGACUGAGAAGUACGUGUGGAGGUGGAAGCAGUUCCUGAGCCGGCGGGGGAAGAGGACCACUCCUCUUGACCUCAAGCUCGGCCACAACAACUGGCUGCGGCAGGUGCUCUUUACCCCAGCAACACAGGCGGCACGGCAGGCAGCGUGUACCAUCGUGGAAGCCCUUGCUACUGUCCCCAGCCGCAAGCAGCAGGUCCUCGACCUCCUCACCAGUUACCUGGAUGAGCUGAGUGUAGCUGGAGAGUGUGCUGCAGAGUACCUGGCCCUCUACCAGAAGCUCAUCGCCUCGUGCCACUGGAAAGUCUACCUGGCUGCUCGGGGAGUCCUGCCCUACGUGGGCAACCUCAUCACCAAGGAAAUCGCCCGCUUGCUGGCCCUGGAGGAGGCCACCCUGAGCACAGACCUGCAGCAGGGCUAUGCCCUCAAAAGUCUCACAGGCCUUCUCUCCUCCUUUGUAGAGGUGGAGUCCAUCAAAAGGCAUUUUAAGAGCCGCCUGGUGGGCACUGUGCUGAAUGGGUACCUGUGCUUGCGGAAGUUAGUAUUGCAGAGGACCAAGCUCAUCGACGAGACACAGGACAUGUUGUUGGAGAUGCUGGAGGACAUGACCACAGGUACAGAGUCUGAAACCAAGGCCUUCAUGGCUGUGUGCAUUGAGACAGCCAAGCGCUACAAUCUGGAUGACUACCGGACUCCUGUGUUCAUCUUUGAGAGGCUGUGCAGCAUCAUCUACCCUGAGGAGAAUGAAGUCACUGAGUUCUUUGUGACCCUGGAGAAGGAUCCUCAGCAAGAAGACUUUCUACAGGGCAGGAUGCCUGGAAACCCAUAUAGUAGCAAUGAGCCAGGCAUUGGGCCUCUUAUGAGGGACAUAAAGAACAAGAUUUGCCAGGACUGUGACCUGGUGGCUCUUCUGGAGGAUGACAGUGGGAUGGAGCUCCUAGUUAACAAUAAAAUUAUCAGUCUGGACCUUCAUGUGGCAGAGGUUUACAAGAAAGUCUGGUGUACCACCAAUGAGGGAGAGCCUAUGAGGAUUGUUUAUCGAAUGCGGGGGCUACUGGGUGAUGCAACUGAGGAGUUCAUCGAAUCCCUGGACUCCACCACAGAUGAAGAGGAAGAUGAGGAAGAAGUGUACAAGAUGGCUGGUGUGAUGGCCCAGUGUGGGGGUCUAGAAUGCAUGCUUAACAGACUGGCAGGAAUCAAAGAUUUUAAGCAGGGACGCCAUCUCCUAACCGUGCUGCUGAAGCUAUUUAGUUACUGCGUGAAGGUGAAAGUCAACCGGCAGCAGCUGGUCAAGCUGGAGAUGAACACGCUGAAUGUCAUGCUGGGCACGUUAAACCUGGCUCUGGUAGCUGAACAAGAGAGCAAGGACAGUGGAGGAGCAGCUGUGGCUGAGCAGGUGCUGAGCAUCAUGGAGAUAAUUCUAGAUGAGUCCAAUGCGGAGCCCCUGAGUGAGGACAAGGGCAACCUCCUCCUCACGGGUGACAAGGAUCAGCUGGUGAUGCUCUUGGACCAGAUCAACAGCACCUUCGUUCGCUCCAACCCUAGUGUGCUCCAGGGCCUGCUGCGUAUCAUCCCGUACCUGUCCUUCGGAGAGGUGGAGAAGAUGCAGAUCCUAGUGGAGCGGUUCAAGCCAUACUGCAGCUUUGAUAAGUAUGAUGAAGAUCACAGUGGGGAUGACAAAGUCUUCCUGGAUUGUUUCUGCAAAAUUGCCGCCGGUAUCAAGAACAACAGCAAUGGGCACCAGCUGAAGGAUCUCAUCCUGCAGAAGGGAAUCACCCAGAAUGCUCUAGACUACAUGAAAAAGCACAUCCCCAGUGCCAAGAACUUGGAUGCUGACAUCUGGAAAAAGUUUCUGUCUCGCCCUGCUCUGCCGUUUAUUUUGAGGCUUCUUCGGGGAUUGGCCAUGCAGCACCCUGCCACCCAGGUUCUGAUUGGAACGGACUCCAUCACAAACCUGCAUAAACUAGAGCAGGUGUCCAGUGACGAGGGCAUUGGAACCCUGGCUGAGAACCUGCUGGAGGCCCUUCGAGAACACCCUGAUGUGAACAAGAAGAUUGAUGCAGCCCGCAGGGAGACCCGGGCAGAGAAGAAGCGCAUGGCCAUGGCCAUGAGGCAGAAGGCUCUGGGCACUCUGGGCAUGACGACAAAUGAAAAGGGCCAGGUGGUGACCAAGACUGCGCUCCUGAAGCAGAUGGAAGAGCUGAUAGAGGAGCCGGGCCUCACAUGCUGUAUCUGCAGGGAGGGGUACAAGUUCCAGCCCACAAAGGUCUUAGGCAUUUACACCUUCACCAAGCGGGUAGCUUUGGAGGAGAUGGAGAACAAGCCCCGGAAACAGCAGGGAUACAGUACUGUGUCCCAUUUCAACAUUGUGCACUACGACUGUCACCUAGCUGCCGUCAGUUCCUUGUCCCUGCUCUCCUCCCUGUCCCCAUCCAGAUUGGCUAGAGGCCGGGAAGAGUGGGAGAGUGCUGCCCUGCAGAAUGCCAACACGAAGUGCAAUGGGCUCCUUCCGGUCUGGGGCCCUCACGUCCCUGAAUCAGCUUUUGCCACUUGCUUAGCAAGGCACAACACUUACCUCCAGGAGUGUACCGGCCAGCGGGAACCCACGUACCAGCUCAACAUCCAUGACAUCAAACUGCUCUUCCUACGCUUCGCCAUGGAGCAAUCUUUCAGUGCAGACACUGGUGGGGGCGGCCGGGAGAGCAACAUCCACCUGAUCCCGUACAUCAUUCACACCGUGCUUUACGUCCUAAACACGACCCGAGCAACAUCCCGGGAGGAGAAGAACCUCCAAGGCUUCCUGGAGCAGCCCAAAGAGAAGUGGGUAGAGAGCGCCUUUGAUGUAGACGGGCCUCACUACUUCACCAUCCUGGCCCUGCAUGUCCUACCCCCUGAGCAGUGGAGAGCCACACGUGUGGAGAUCCUGCGCAGGCUGCUGGUGGCCUCACAUGCCCGGGCAGUGGCUCCAGGAGGAGCCACCAGGUUAACAGAUAAGACAGUGAAGGACUAUUCUGCCUACCGUUCUUCUCUGCUCUUCUGGGCUCUUGUUGACCUCAUUUACAACAUGUUUAAGAAGGUGCCCACCAGUAACACGGAGGGCGGCUGGUCCUGCUCUCUGGCCGAGUACAUCCGCCACAAUGACAUGCCCAUCUACGAAGCUGCCGACAAAGCCCUGAAAACCUUCCAGGAGGAGUUCAUGCCAGUGGAGACUUUCUCCGAGUUCCUCGAUGCUGCAGGUCUUCUGUCAGAAGUCACCGAUCCAGAGGGCUUCCUAAAGGACCUGUUGAACUCAAUCCCCUGACCAUCCCCACGGAAAUGAGAUCGCGGUGACGAGAUUGAAGCUAGCCUGCCUUCCUCCCUCAUCCGUCCCUCCGUGUGCAUUCACUUCCCCACAGAUGCUGCAUUAGCACCCCUCUCCUCUCUCAUUUUUCUUGGAGUGGCUUGGGGUUUGUAGGCAUCCUGUUCUAUCGCGUGUGUGUGUGUGUGUGUGUGCUGCGUUGGCUAUGAAGUUGUCUGUAGCCCGAGCCAUUGAAGGACCUAUACAUACCUAGGGGCUGUGAGCUGUCCCGGCCAGCUUGAGUGUGCCCAUCUUGAAAUAAAUGAAUGACUUGGUACACAUUGGAAA